This is a messenger RNA of Candoia aspera, 1126 nucleotides long. Its product is annotated as C-type lectin domain family 4 member E-like. The transcript has 6 exons. The record is from RefSeq and is a predicted model, not a curated record. Gene Ontology annotation, molecular function: signaling receptor activity. Lineage: Eukaryota; Metazoa; Chordata; Lepidosauria; Squamata; Candoiidae. Bases 247 to 936 code for a protein of 229 amino acids.
GGCAGGCUUGGGAGGAUAUACAUGUUUUCCUGACCCACCAAAUUGCCACUCAUUACGUUAGGACACUUGGGCAGGCCCUAGAAAGAGCUUCCUUUUUGUUUUGGACCCUUAAAUAGCUCCUGCCUCAUUUCCUUCACAUCAGCCAGUCAGUUGUGAUGGGAUCCUCCCACUUUGUGCGCCCAGAAUUCAAUCACACAUUGGUACACGUAUUACACAGCAAGUUUUGCAGAGGAGCAUUUCUACAGGAUGGCAUCGUGGAAGGGACUCUAUAGCAAUGUGGAUGUGCUUGAACAUCAGACAGAAGUUCCCAAGGUCCAUGAACCAAGAAGGUGGCCAGACUCCAAAGAGAACCCAGAGGUGGAGAGUACCUAUGAGCCUAUUGACCCGGCAAUCAGACUGGAGGGGAAAGAAGCAGAGCCACUGCCUGCAGAUUGCUCUCCAGCAUGCUGGAAAUCACCUUUCACACGCAGAGGUGGCCUAGUAGCUGGUGCCGCUGUGCUGGCCACAUCUGUGUCCCUGAACGUGUUGCUGCUUGCUCUGGGACUGGUGCACUCUUGCAACCCGUUUUCAAUGGAUUGGACCUUCUUUCAGGGGAGCUACUACUUUUUUUCAUACUCUCCAGGAACUUGGGAUGUGGCCAACCAAUCAUGCACCUCCAUGGGAUUCCACCUAGUGAUGAUCAACAGCCUAGAGGAAAAGGGCCACAUUGCAACCAUCAUGAAGGCUCCUUCCUGCUGGAUUGGCCUUACUGACCAGGUGCUUGAAGGUGACUGGAAGUGGGUGGAUGGGACGCACAUAGAACAUGGCAACAGCUAUUGGCAUCAAAAUGAGCCUAAUGGUGGAAAAGUUGAGAACUGUGCCUUGAUGCAAAACAGUCUGUGGUACGAUCACCAAUGCAAAGAGACCUUUCACUGGAUCUGUGAGAGGAAGCUUUAGUUCAAUGGAGAAGUCUCACCAGCAUAAGAUUACAGUACAUCCGACAAGCACAAAAACUAGAGGCUGAACCUAUGCAGAUUCUAGCAGAUCAGCACUGCUAUGUAACUUCUAUCUUUUCCCAGUCAGAACUGUAUAUGGAAAAACUAAAUACUUGCUUAUUUCACAUAAAUAUACUUUUCUUGCUCUGCUU